Molecule: messenger RNA, 980 nt
Organism: Gossypium raimondii (Peruvian cotton)
Lineage: Eukaryota; Viridiplantae; Streptophyta; Magnoliopsida; Malvales; Malvaceae
Exons: 3
Coding region: 31-801 (256 amino acids)
Source: RefSeq, a predicted model, not a curated record
CUAUUUGCAAGGAGCCUCAAGAGUCAAAGAAUGGGUAAGGGCAACAAAGACGGGACCUCCAAGCAAUUCAGGUGGACAAAACCGAUGGAACAUGUUUUUCUUGAAAUUCUAGCAGAGGAGGCCCAGAAAGGAAAUAAGUCUUCUAAUACUUUCAGAGUAGUUUCUAUUAAUCGAGUUGUCGAAGCUAUUUCUGAAAGAUUCCAAGUCCAAUGCGAUGCGAAGCAUGUGGAAAAUCAUUUGAGGACUGUAAAAAACCAGUGGCAGAUUAUAUGCAAAAUUCGAGGUGAAAGUGGUUUUGGAUGGGAUGAUAACAUGAAAAUGAUCACAUGUGAUAGAGCGACAUAUGAUGCAACAGUGAUGGCACAUAAGAAGUAUGAACCAUUUUUGAAUAAAAGCAUUGAUCAUUAUGAUGAAAUGGCUUUGGUUGUUGGCAAAGAUAUGGCAACAGGGAGUUUUUCCAGAACAUUUGCUGACAUAGAUUUGGAUUAUGGUAACCAAGAUUCAGUACCUGUAGACUGCGACAAUGAAGAGGCUGACGAGGUAAGAACAAAUGUAUCUUCAUCUGGCACAUCCAAACGUAAAAGAAAAAAUGUUCAAGAAAGUGUCGUUGAAGAACAAAUUAAAUUUGUGGGUGAACAACUUGGCAAAAUUGCUAAUGCUUUGGAACAAUUUACUGCGGAUAAGACACCACGGCUUUACGAACAAGUGAUGUCGAUGGAGGAAGAAGGAUUUGAUGAUGACGUCUUGUGUUCUGUGUUUGAUUAUCUAGUGAGUCAUGAAUCCGAGGCCAAACUUUUUUAGUUAAAAGUAAGAAGCAUAAAAAAAUUUGGCUUCAAAAAUUUUCUCAAGGUUGAAUAUAUUGAUACUUUUAUGUGGUGUAAUAUUAGUUAUGCACUUGGACAAUGUUGUUGUUAUUAUGUUGUAUUAGUAUUAAUUAUACAUUUGGAUAAUAUUAUUAAUUUCUAGUAUUAAUUGUGGUU